AUGAACAAUGGAAGUCCGGCUCCUUCUCCAGUUGCUCAAACGCCCCAGGCGGGUGCCGUACCCAACUCCCCGUCGCACUCCGCGAACAUGGACAACCCUCUCCCUUAUGAUCCCGAUGCUCCCAAGUACUUCUUCCAGGAGAAAUAUGCCCCCUUGAAUGUGAAGGGUAACUUCUUGACCUUGUGUGCCUGUCCCAAGAACGUUGAGCUGGGAGAAUGGUUGGCUCAUCAGAUUGUCGAACAAUACCGUCUCUUGCAUGGCAUGCUCCAGGUCAUCCAGGAAGUCAAUGGGGUCACUGGCCUCCCCAUCUGCAAUGAAGCCACUUGCCCCACCAUGUCCGCUGGCCGUCUGACCUACACCUGGCUUGUGGAUGGCCGUGCCGCCAAGAUCUCCGCUCCCAAGUUCAUCAACCGCGUGGAGAAGUGGAUUGUCAGCAAGAUUCAUGACCCUGUCAUGUUCCCUACCGAUAAGGUGACCGGCGUCCCGGAAACUUUCGCGCUCAAUGAAGUCGCCAGUACCAACCCUCCCAGCCCGGCUGCUGCCUCCAAUGGAGAAGAAUGGAUUGGCAAGUCCAGCGGUUUCCCUCCAACCUUCUAUAAGGACUGCCAAGGCAUCAUGAAGCAGAUGUUCCGCUGCUACGCCCAUCUGUAUCACGCGCAUUGGCUCAACCCGUUCUGGCACAUCAACAAGCACGAUAUCCUGAACAUGUGCUUCGUCCAUUUCGUCACCGUGGCCAAAUACUACCGACUGGUGUCCGACAAGGAAAUGGAGCCCAUGCAGCCCCUGAUCGAUCUUUUCAUCAAGCAGCAGAGGAUCCCCCCUGAGGCCCUGGCUGGUGGUCACUGGGGCCAGCCCAGUUCUAGCUGA
This is a messenger RNA of Aspergillus terreus NIH2624, 867 nucleotides long. RefSeq names its product Mob1/phocein family protein. Gene Ontology annotation, cellular component: cytoplasm; nucleus. The record is from RefSeq and is a predicted model, not a curated record. Lineage: Eukaryota; Fungi; Ascomycota; Eurotiomycetes; Eurotiales; Aspergillaceae. The coding region runs from base 1 to 867 and encodes 288 amino acids. The transcript is spliced from 3 exons. Gene Ontology annotation, biological process: positive regulation of protein phosphorylation; signal transduction; cell division. Gene Ontology annotation, molecular function: protein kinase activator activity.